Leopardus geoffroyi (Geoffroy's cat) is the source of this 5141-nucleotide messenger RNA. It is a transcript of the gene ZNF7, whose product is annotated as zinc finger protein 7. Gene Ontology annotation, biological process: negative regulation of transcription by RNA polymerase II. Bases 516 to 2642 code for a protein of 708 amino acids. NCBI's taxonomy places the organism in Eukaryota, Metazoa, Chordata, Mammalia, Carnivora, Felidae. Gene Ontology annotation, molecular function: RNA polymerase II cis-regulatory region sequence-specific DNA binding; DNA-binding transcription repressor activity, RNA polymerase II-specific. The record is from RefSeq and is a predicted model, not a curated record. The transcript has 4 exons.
GAUUCUCCUUUCUGCAUAACUACAGCUUCUCAAGUCGCCUUUUCCCCUCAUUUACUGCCCGUGGGACAGUGGUAAAAAAAAGGGCUGUGCCUAGGGUAGGGUGGGGUGUUUCCCUUCUCAGGGCCUGUCCGUUUCUACUGGGAAGCUGGGAUCCAGCGCUUCCAGAUUCACUCUUGGCCCGUCGCAGGUCUCAUCCAGGACACAUGGAUGCCCACCCACCGAGCCUCAUGGUAGGAGUCUGACUGCCUCCGUUCCCUCACUUGCUCUGUGAGGGCCCCUACCUUUUCUUCUGAGAACCCACCCUGCCCACUGGGCCUUGGCCUAGACCCUCCAUUGGCCCCUUGUGGCCAUUCCCAAGCUCAGGCAAGCCCAUCCUCUGCCCAGAUUGGGCCCAUCUGAGGCUCUUGUGGGGGGAGGUUUGUAGGUCUGGCUCCUUCCCCCUCCUUCAUACUGCCACUCCCCUUGAUUUUAGAGCCAAAGGGGCUUGGUGACUGUCUUGCUCAGCCCUGUGGUACAUGUGGCUGAGACACACCAUGAGGUGGAGCCAGGAUGGGGCUGGCACCCAGGUUUCCCUGGGGUGCUGGUGUAUGUUUUUUCAGGAGGCUGUGACGUUCGGUGAUGUGGCCGUGCACUUCUCGAGGGAGGAGUGGCAGUGUCUGGACCCUGGCCAGAGGGCCCUCUACAAGGAAGUAAUGCUGGAGAACCACAGCAGUGUGGCUGGACUAGCAGGAUUCCUGGUCUUCAAGCCUGAGCUGAUCUCCCGGUUGGAGCAGGGGCAGGAGCCAUGGGUCCUUGACCUGAAGGGAGUCGAGGGGAGAGAGGUGGCAAGGACCUCCCUUACAGAUUCUGCAGUUGGGAUGGCAAGUGAGCAGGCCUGUGAGGACGUGGAUGCUCUAAAAUCGGAACCCUGUGUGGCCAUGGUCAGAAGCUCCCCACAAGGUUUUCCUCAGAGUUCUGGCUUUAGAGACACCUCUGAUUCUGAGGUCUGGUCAGAGAGUAAGCCAAGCUCCCUCCUCCAGAAAAACUGCUUGAACACUGGCACUGUGGCUCCCAGGAAGACCUUCGACAAGGAGGGUGCCCAGGGACGUGGCGAGCUGGAGGGCAUUGGCGUACUGGGUUGUCACCCUGACAAAAGUAAGGGAGGUGCUGCAGAAGGGACAUCCCGAAGAUGUGAUAUGUGUGGCAGGAGUUUCAGAUCGACUUCAGACAUUGCUCUGCAUCAGGAAAUUAAUACACCGAAGAAACCUAACAGAUGUCCAGAGUGUAAAAAAAAAUUACCUGAUUGCUUGCAGGGGAAACCUCGAAGUAACUGCCAUGGAGAGAAGCCGUAUGAAUGUGAGGAAUGUGGCAAAGUCUUCAGGUUGUGCUCGCAGCUUAAUCAGCAUCAGAGAAUCCACACUGGAGAGAAGCCGUUCAAAUGCAUUGAGUGUGGAAAAGCUUUUCGUCUGAGCUCAAAACUUAUUCAGCAUCAAAGAAUUCAUACUGGAGAGAAGCCUUACAGGUGUGAGGAGUGUGGAAAGGCCUUUGGUCAGAGCUCCAGCCUCAUCCACCACCAGAGGGUCCACACGGGAGAGAGGCCCUAUGGCUGUCGGGAGUGUGGGAAGGCCUUCAGCCAACAGUCUCAGCUGGUCAGACACCAGAGGACCCACACUGGAGAGAGGCCCUACCAGUGCCAGGAGUGUGGGAAGGCCUUUAGCCAGAGCUCAACCCUGGCUCAACACCAGCGGAUGCAUGCCGGGGAGAAGCCUCAACUUCCAAGAAGCCCAGGUAGUCCCAGCCACGUUGCCCAUCAGAGAAUUCACACUACAGAGAAACCGUUUAAGUGUGAUGAGUGUGGGAAGGCCUUCAGGUGGGUGUCUCGCCUUAGUCAGCAUCAGCUGACCCACACUGGAGAGAAACCUUAUAAAUGCAACAAGUGUGCAAAAGCCUUUGGUUGUAGCUCACGGCUUAUUCGCCACCAGAGAACUCACACUGGAGAAAAACCAUUCAAGUGUGAUGAGUGUGGGAAAGGCUUUGUCCAGGGCUCACACCUAAUUCAGCACCAGAGAAUUCACACUGGAGAGAAACCCUACGAGUGUAGUGACUGUGGAAAAGCCUUCAGCCAGAGUUCAAGUCUCAUUUACCAUCAGAGAAUCCAUAAGGGAGAGAAGCCCUACGAGUGUGUCGAAUGUGGAAAGGCUUUCAGUAUGAGCACACAGCUCACAAUACAUCAAAGGGUCCACACUGGGGAGAGACCCUAUAAGUGUACUGAAUGUGGGAAGGCCUUCAGUCAAAACUCAACCCUUUUCCAACACCAGAUAAUUCAUGCAGGAGUGAAGCCGUAUGGAUGUAGUGAGUGUGGGAAAGCCUUCAGCCGGAGUUCCUAUCUUAUUGAGCACCAGAGGAUCCACACUCGUGCCCAGUGGUAUCAUGAAUAUGGGAAUACCCUGGAAGCUUCUACCCAUGUGAGCCGUAGAAAAGUCAGCACUGUAAAGAAACUGCAUAAAUGUAACGAAUGUGAGAAAAUAUUCAGGUGGCGCUCACAUCUAAUCAUUCAUCAGAGAAUUCACACUGGAGAGAAGCCUUACAAAUGUAAUGAAUGUGGCAAAGCUUUUAAUCGGAGCUCACGGCUUACUCAGCAUCAGAAAAUUCACAUGGGAUAGACCACUUGUCUUUAUAAAUGUGUAUAAAUGUGAAUAAACCUGCAGCCUUAACCUUAACGUAUCUUAUAUGGGAUCAUUUAUACUGACAAGAAUUUAGAAUGUGGGGAUAGAUUCCGAAUUGCUCCCUUAAGAAAGAAAAUGUCCAAAUUCGUACAAAGUGGAUAUAUCUUUGCUGCAACGUGUGACCUCAUCCCGCGCAGCAAAGCCUGUGUCUCUCAAGCCAGGGCGCACAUGUGUAGACUUUCGAGUUCACAGAAGAAAGACGCCACAUCCCGCGGAUGAGGAAGUGUCAUGGGAAAAGGCCCAUGAGCCCUGCCAGACAAGUAGCUGAGAAGUUGCCCAAAGCGUCUUCCGUUAGCAGUUCCUUAGUCAGUUCCUCAGACUGGCUUCAGCAGUAAGGAUGUGUUAGCUUGUGCCAGUGGAAGCCCAGAGGAAGCUGCCUUCUUCACCUGACUCCUUUUCCUCCAACUCCAUCCCCAUCAAAGCAACCUGGGGCUACAGCCAGAGGGCCUGGCACCAGCCUCUUCAGACAGGAGCUUGGAUCAGUGCAGGCACUCCAGGAGUAGCACCUGCACCCAGGGACCUGCUCUGUGACUCUGGAUGUCACUGUUCUCCAUGAAAUCCAGAGUCUGUCUGCUUAUCUGAGCAUCGUUACAGGGUGACCAUAAGAAUUGAAUGUGGGAGAGCUCCCUGCUCCCACACUGAGACCCCGAGCCAGCAUCUCUAGCGGAACCCAGGGCAGACCUGGCCUCAGCACUGCAGAAACCGCUCGUGUGAGCCCAGCGGAGCUACCUGGAGGCCAGGCUGCUUACCAGACUCCCCAGAACCGCUCCUGCCACACAAACUGCCAGACCCAGGAGGGUCUGCAAGCUGCAUGUGAGCCCAUUGCCUUUUCCCGGAUGCUGGUGGAGGUGGAGACAGACUGCUGACCCGCAGAAUGAGGCUAACAGUGUUGAUGGUGGCCCUGCCCUCAGGGUCCUGGCCCUGCCAACUGUGAAAAAGUUCCAGGGGACCAGAAGUCUUAGACUGGCUACUACCCACGACCACUCACUCGAGACCUGCCGAUCUUUGGUGUCAUUGACAGUUAUUGGAGGGGUGAAAUUUGGGCCAGGGACCCCUCCCCUUGUCCCAAUGGAGAGGCCCAUUUCUCCCACAUACAGAAAGGUAACCCAGAGGGACACAGGUCAGUCACUUCAGGAUUUAUUGCAACACUUGAUUUGGGUCACCAUCACCUGGUAUGGUUAAGCCUGUGGGUAGGUCCUUGAGACACAGCCUCAAUGGCCAUGUGUGGUAUGGCCCAACAGCAGGUUCUGGAUUUGUAUUAGGUGAAAAUCAGGCUGGCUGAUCCCUGUGUUUGCAUUGGGAAUUCCCCAACUUUCUGGCAUUAGGAACAGCAGAGUUCAGGAUAGUCAAGUCUGUGUGUUUGUGUUUCUAAUACAUGGACAGGGAUCUCGGUCCCACAGCAGGUCAGCCCGGUUGCCACCCACUGCUGCUUAGCCAGGCACAACGCGUGAUAUGUUCUUAGGCCACAGUGCUAGUCCUAGGAGUGAGAUUGUCCCCCUGGCCUGUACCCGCCCCUUUGGGAGUGGUGUUCCCAGCCCAGGUGUCAGGACGCCAUGAAAUCAUUGUGCCCAUUUCAGUGUCUGUAACCGCCUCUCCUCCUGUACCUGCUGCACCCAGAAGUGUGUCCAAAAGGGUCGUUGCCAGAGGACCAGGGCCUUUUCGUGGGCCCACGUGCCUUAGGAAGGCAGUUUGGUCACUGAAUGUGCCAUUCCCAGAAAGGAAACCUGUCUCUGCCACUUCUGGGUAAUGGUGGAAAGUUACAUGAACUCCUCCAGAUUCCAGCCUGAGCAUGGUGCUUUCUGUCUUCUAACAGCAACCACAGGCCAGCCGAAAAGGGCCAGAGGAUUCAACCUAAAUCUUCUUCACCUGGAUUCUCUCUUUGGAUUGCUAUGGUUCUAGAUGAGGAGCUGACAGAUUAUAGCGUAUGGGCAAAAUGCAGUUUGCUGUCUGUUUAUGCAGCCUGUGAAAAUAUGUACGAGGCCGUUAGACUGGGUGACUCUCAUGCCUUGGGAACUACAUAAGCAGAUCAAAAGCUAAGCCAGAGUCCGUUCCUGUAAAUGCACUCCUAUCUGAGAAAAUGAGAUUUAAGAACACCUAAUCACAGUCAACUAGAUUUUCCCAAAUAAGGCCCCUGCUUAAGCCAUAACCAGUCAAACAGUUUCCCAGUUUUGCUCCUGCGUCUAUAAACACCUCUCCCUUUUCUCCUGCCAGCACGGCACUCCUGAUUUUUCAGGGUGGUCCUGCCUGGCUCCAGGCAGUGUUUGUUCAAAUAUAAACUCUUCAAAAAUGUAAUGUACCUCAGUUUACCUCUUAAAAGGCCUAAAAGCUAAGAAGGGUUUUUACAUUUUUAAAUGGGAAAAAUGACUAUUUUAUGACGUUUGAAAAGUAUGUUGAAAUCACAUUUCAGUGUGACCAAAUAAAGUUUAUUGGAACAGA